This is a messenger RNA of Drosophila ananassae, 2348 nucleotides long. RefSeq names its product protein kinase C and casein kinase substrate in neurons protein 1 (gene Synd). Gene Ontology annotation, biological process: plasma membrane tubulation; regulation of endocytosis; cytoskeleton organization. Lineage: Eukaryota; Metazoa; Arthropoda; Insecta; Diptera; Drosophilidae. The transcript is spliced from 10 exons. The record is from RefSeq and is a predicted model, not a curated record. The coding region runs from base 141 to 1628 and encodes 495 amino acids. Gene Ontology annotation, cellular component: plasma membrane; endosome; cytoplasm. Gene Ontology annotation, molecular function: phospholipid binding; protein binding.
AAGAAUACCGAUGAAAACUAUCUGCGCUGAAAGUCCCAUCUCUAUUCCGCGACUUUUUUUUAAUUGGACGGAUACGGAUACGCGAUAUUUUUCUCAGACCCACUCGAGUGUAGUGCUUUUCGCUAUUUUGUUACUUGGAAAUGUCCCACCACAGCGAUGACCAGCUCCUGCAGGCUGGAAGCGAGUCCUUCUGGGAGCCCGGAAACUACAAACGCGCCACAAAGCGAAUCGAAGAUGGCUACAAACUCUGCAAUGACCUACAGCAACUGGUGCAGGAGCGAGCCGACAUCGAGAAGGGAUACGCGAAAAGCUUGCGCGCCUGGUCGAAGAAAUGGGCUGAACUCAUUGAGAAAGGACCGGAGUACGGCACCACCGAGGCGGCCUGGAAGGGCGUUCUGACGGAGUCCGAACGCAUCUGCGAUGUUCACAUGAAGAUCAAGGACAACCUCUGCAACGAUGUCAACACCCAGAUCAAGACCUGGCAGAAGGAGAACUACCACCACACGCUGAUGCAGAUCAAGGAGCGCAAGGACCUGGAGGAUCUGUUCAAGAAGGCCCAGAAGCCUUGGGCCAAGCUCUUGGCCAAGGUGGAGAAGGCCAAGGCCGACUAUCACUCGGCCUGCAAGACGGAGCGCAGUGCUACCAACCAGGAGCGUAAUGCUAACGCCGACAGCUCGCUAUCACCGGAUCAGGUAAAGAAAAUGCACGACCGAGUGCAGAAAACCAAAGAUCAAGUGCAAAAGUGUCGAGAGAAGUACGAGCAGGCCAUUGCCGAAAUCACCAAAUACAAUUCUGUAUACAUCGAGGACAUGACAUCCGUGUUCGAUAAGUGCCAAACUUUUGAGAAGACGCGGAUGGAGUUCUUCAAAGAGAUCCUGUUCAAUGUGCACGCCUGUCUGGACCUGACCAAAGUGCAAAGCCUGCCCCAAAUCUACGAAGAAUUCUACCACACCAUCAACAAUGCGGACCAGCAGAAAGACCUCAAAUUUUGGUCAAAUAAAUAUGGUAUUAACAUGGCUAUGAACUGGCCGGCAUUUGUGGAAUACACGGAAGAGUUCCGUGACAUUGCCAAGGGCAACAAAUCAAAAGAGGCACUGCCGGCAGCACCCAUCACGCUCAUCAAUCAGCGACCUGUUGCCGAGGAUGUGCACCAGGAAUACCCCUCAACCAAUAGCCUGAAGAAGAACACCAGCACCGUGGGCAGUGCCAGCAGCAGAGCCAGCAUGAAGAGCGAAAUAUCGGCCACCCAGUCUUCAAGCACCACAUCCGAAGCCAAAGCGUCGGCGGUAGCAGCAACAACUGCGACGACGGCAGCGGCAGCGACGGUGGCGGCUUCGAAUCGCAAUCCGAGCGUAACCAAUGGCAACGGGAAAGUAGAUUCAAAUCCGUUCGAGGAGGAGGAGGAGUGGGAUGAGGCCGACAACGUGCUGGUGGACAACGGUGAGCCGGGUGUGCCGGUCAAAGCGCUCUACGAUUACGAGGGCGCUGAGAGUGAUGAGCUCACAUUCAAACAAGGUGAUGUUUUCGAGAAGCUUGAAGAUGAAGACGAACAAGGCUGGUGCAAGGGACGCAUGAAUGGGCGCGUCGGCUUGUAUCCGGCGAAUUAUGUAGAGAACAUCAACGCGUAAGGCGGUCGGUCGGCCGGCAGGAAGGCAGGCGGGCACUAUAGGCAGUCGUUAAGCAGAUAUAUAUGUAUACAAGCAUAUACGUAUAUAAAUUUACAUAUAUAUAGAUUAACAGCGAAGUUUGGAACGCAUCGCGGAUUGCGUUUAAAGUAAAAAAGUCGUUGAUGAAAUUAUUACCAUACAUAUGUAUUAGAAUUGUUAUGAGCAAUCGCCGAUCUAUUGCAUUACCCGAAUAGUGCGGCAUCCAAGGUAUUAUGCAUUGGAUCUUAUAAGCAAUGGAUAUAUACCGAUCAACCAACCAACCUACCAAUCAACUCACCAACAGUAGCAAUGCGGACCCUAUCGGACCGAUAUAGAAGCGUACAUGCAGAAUAUGUAACAGAAAACUUAGUUAAAAGUCGUAAGAACAGAACAUUAAGUGUAAACGUGAAAUGACAUUACAAAUUGAAUGUACUAAGUAAUUUAUGCUAUGUAUAACACUAAAACUAAAACCGAAAUUAUGUACUUUUUGUCAUGAUGCAACUGCAUUUUUACUUCCUCUAGAGGCUGGUAACUUUUUGGUUGCCAGUCGGGAGGAUGAAACGAAAUCUUUGGCAGAUUUGGAUAUUGUACAUGCAUAGCAUUUGUAAUGCGUUUCUUAAACAUUUAUAAUUUAUGAAGUUUUGUGUACAUGUACAUUUUUAAAUGACUUAAAUUAUUGAAAUAAAAACAAACAAAAAACCA